Numida meleagris (helmeted guineafowl) is the source of this 3435-nucleotide messenger RNA. It is a transcript of the gene MGAT4D, whose product is annotated as MGAT4 family member D. Gene Ontology annotation, biological process: protein N-linked glycosylation. Bases 1046 to 2683 code for a protein of 545 amino acids. The transcript has 17 exons. The record is from RefSeq and is a predicted model, not a curated record. Gene Ontology annotation, cellular component: endoplasmic reticulum-Golgi intermediate compartment; endoplasmic reticulum; Golgi stack. Gene Ontology annotation, molecular function: acetylglucosaminyltransferase activity. Lineage: Eukaryota; Metazoa; Chordata; Aves; Galliformes; Numididae.
AUGUGGCACUGAGGGACAUGGUUAGUGGGCAUGGUGGGGAUGGGCUGACGAUUGGACUAGAUGAUCUCAGAGGUCUCUUCCAACCUUAAUGAUUCUGUGGAGCCUUCUUUGCCACAGAUUCAGUCCAGGCAUUUCGUUUAAUACUGGUAGGCACCUCCAUUGUAUUAUAAUGAAUGGUUGUUUUAGUAAACAUGGGUUGAACCUUCAAGAACAGCGGAAAGAAUUCCUAUUCCUCUAAAUUGUAUGCAAAAUUUGAUUGGAGAGCACAACAGGAGCUGACAGACUUGCUUGGCCGCAUUCUGAUACAUUUUUGAAUGGUUGGAAAUCAAAGCACCUUCUGCACAGAAUCAGAAGCCACGCGGCAGGUCUGGUGGCCUGCAUCCUAAGGGUGGUUCCAAGAGUGGACCAACACAUUAGGCGUUGGCCCUUUGGAUUUUUGCAAUCACAGGUGUGCAGAGUUUCAUGUGGGGGAAUCACUGACAGGUCAGCUUCAGUUGCUCGAUCUCAGGUCUGAUUCCUGCUCUUGAAGACCAUGGGGAGAGCUCAUUAGAUAUAAGGAAAAUAUCUUUUACAGUGAGGGUGGUGAGGCACUGGAACAGGUUACCUAGUGUUGUGGUUGAUGCCCCAUCCCUGGAGACUUUCAAGAUGAGGCUAGAUAAGGCCCUGGGCAACCUGAUCCAGCUGUGGUGUCCCUGUUCAUUGCAGGGGAGUUGGACUAGAUGGCCUUCAGAGGUCCCUUCCAACUAAGGAUUCUACGAUUCUGUGAGAGGUGGUGUGUCUUAAGAGAUGGCAGAUGUUCAUUCAUUUUUUCCAGUGUGGCUUCUUAAAUGAGUCAUCUGACUCUUAAAACACUGGAGUGCUACAGGAUAAAAAUAAACUAGAAAGUAUUUCUCUCUAUUAACAAGUAUUUUUAUUCGGUGAUAGGAGGGUGUGAUGGUUGUGUCAGACAAUCUUGGCUUCAGCAGCAGUGGCGUGUUACAGUUUAGGAAGACAGAGGAGCUGCAACAAUGUGAAGAAAUGUGGCUUUCUAUGAAUUAUUAAAAAGAUGCAGUGCCUUAUUACUGCAAAUAUGGCAAAAGAGAUGUGUGAAAAUAGUACCGAAAAUGCAACUUACAAGAAAAGACGUUCAGUUAAAGCAUAUGAAGACCAAGCCCAGAAACCCGUUCUGGCAGGAAAUGACCUAGAUAUGUACCAACACCAGUUCCUGGAACUUCGCCAAAGACUACUGUAUGCUGAAAAAGAAAAUAAGAGAAGAUCACACGAGCUGAGCAGUGCCCUAGAUGAAAUAAAACAUAUAGUUGCAAAAAGAAUUAACUUGACAACGAAUCAUACAGAUGGUAUGAAAGUAUUAAAUGUCACCAGAAAACUCCCCGUGCAUCUUACAAACCUGUACUACUACCUUCCUCACCUUCGAGAAUAUGAAGACGCCAUUUUUCCAAAUGUUGUUAUUGGGCAACAGAGAACUGGAGUCUCAGUGGUGAUGGGUAUUCCUACUGUGAAAAGGGAAAAACAAAGUUACCUGAUGAGCACGCUGCAUUCCCUGUUGUAUGGACUUUCUGAAAAGCAAAAGAAUGACUGUGUCAUAAUCAUCUUUGUAGCAGAGGUGAAUGCGGAAUAUGUUAGCAGUGUUGCAGAAAGUGUUAAAACCAGCUUCCCCAGAGAAGUCCAGUCUGGAGUCCUAGAGAUUAUUUCUCCUCCUGCUUCUUACUAUCCAGAUCUUUCCAAUCUGAGGAAAACAUUUGGGGAUUCAGAGGACAGAGUAAGGUGGAGAACAAAACAGAAUUUGGAUUAUAGCUUUUUAAUGCUAUAUGCUCAACAUAAGGGAACAUAUUAUUUACAGCUGGAAGAUGAUAUUAUAGCCAAACCUGAUUACAUUCAAAGUAUAGAAAACUUUGCUGCUGAACAGUCCCAAGAGUGGAUGAUUCUUGAGUUCUCCCAGCUUGGAUUUAUCGGAAAAUUGUUUAAAUCAGAAGACUUGCCACUUAUAGUAGAAUUUUUUCUGAUGUUCUAUAAAGAUAAGCCCAUAGACUGGCUUCUAGACCACCUGCUCUGGGUCAAAGUGUGCAAUCCAGAAAAGGAUGCAGCACACUGUGAAAAGGAAAAGGCAAAGUUACGUAUCCGUGCUAAGCCAUCUCUCUUUCAGCAUAUGGGAAUUCAUUCAUCGUUGUCUGGGAAGAUACAAAAUUUGAAAGAUAAAGAUUUUGGCAGAAGUGUGCUACAUAAAGCACAUAAUAAUCCACCUGCAAAACUGGCUACAAGUCUAAGCAUAUAUCAGCAAUAUACCUUGGAAAAAGUUUAUGAAGGAAAAGACUAUUUUUGGGCUUCAGCUCCAGUGGCUGGGGACUAUAUCACCUUCACCUUUUUGAAGCCACUAAAAGUAGAAAAAUACUUAUUUAGAAGUGGAAAUAUGGAGUACCCUGGUGAUAUACUAUAUGACACUACUGUGGAAGUGUUGCCAGCUGAUGAAGCUGUAAGGAAAGGACUGGUUGGUAAUGGAAGUAAAUUCAACUACCCUGCAACCAAAGAUGGAUAUUUAAAGAUAGGGGCUUUUGAAAAUGGAAUUGCAGAAGGCAGCAUCGAUCUGUCAGUAGGAGAAAUACUGGCUAUUCGUUUAUUAGUCAAUUCUGAUUCCCGUGUAUGGGCAAUACUUAGUGAGGUACUUAUCAAGACGUCUGAAAACUGAGAACUGGAAAAAGCAUAUUUUUGACACGUCACUUGUUGCAGACUUGUUUGAAGCUUAACUAACAGCAUCGAAGACCUGAGCGGAUAUAAAGAACAAAUCCAGACCCAAUACUGUGUAUUGGCAAAGAGCGGAGACAAUUGUUAAAUCUUUAUGUAACAACUAUUAAAAGCUAUGAAAAACCUGAUUAUGUUAGAACCUUCCAUAAAAUGCUGUUGAUUAAGCUGUUCUAGAUAAAAAUUCCAUCUCAGUUGGACAACGUUAUUAAUUACUGUAAGCAAUUGACAAGGCAUUACAGGCAACCUCAGGGACAAAACAGGACAGUAUAUUUCUAGUACACUAGAACUAAAUGUAUGGACAUUUAGGGAAAAUAUUAAGCACUAAGAACACUGGUCUGUUUUGAAGGGAAAAUAGAACUGAAGGAAAAAUUGUCAGUAUUUCAUGCAAGUACUUAGAACAGUCCACCAGAGAAAGGAGUAACUUAGCAAUAUGAAAGUGGGUCUCAAACGUAGCACAUUUCAGCCUUAAUGUAGCAUAAGGUAUGUUUAAUUUCUUUUUUUUUUAAUGGAAAUUGCUUAUAAAUUGCCAUUUGAAUACCUUGAAAAUCAAACAGGUAUUGUUCGGAGGACUGUAAAACUUUUCUGCGAAUUGUGCAUUGAAUUAACUACAGGGAAUAAUCGGUAUAAGACGUGUAACUAUAUUUUUGUAGGAAGAAUAUCUAUUUCAAUAAAGUUUUGUAUGCUGCCAUUCAAUAA